Gadus morhua (Atlantic cod) is the source of this 2921-nucleotide messenger RNA. RefSeq names its product KIAA0319 ortholog. NCBI's taxonomy places the organism in Eukaryota, Metazoa, Chordata, Actinopteri, Gadiformes, Gadidae. The transcript has 18 exons. Gene Ontology annotation, biological process: neuron migration. The record is from RefSeq and is a predicted model, not a curated record. Gene Ontology annotation, molecular function: protein binding. The coding region runs from base 184 to 2856 and encodes 890 amino acids. Gene Ontology annotation, cellular component: plasma membrane; cytoplasmic vesicle.
UGGCAGCCGCGCGUCGCCGCUCCAUCAUUUCCUCUGCGCGAGGAGCGGCUUGCCUGUCAGCUCCCGCCAGCUGCAACGGCCCAGCAGACCCAGCAUGUAGUCGGGAUUCAAACCCACACCCAGCAGCUCCCGGCCUGGCUGACUGCGCCACACACUAACACACACACACGGGGAGUCGUUGCCAUGACACCGAGUGCUCUUCUUCUCUGGAUGCUCCUCCAGUCCGUGGGAGCAGCCGCCGCAACGCCCUCCCAGUGCCACCAGGGGGCGACCAUCCCGGAGGCGGUGCUGGCCCCGGCCCUGAGCAGCGGCAGCAGCGUCCUGCGGGUUCUGGGCGUGGCCUCUCUGGCCCGCUGCCGGGUCUCCUGCUGCGAGCGACCCCGCUGCGACCUGGCCUGGCUCUUCCAGGGCCGCUGCUAUAUCCUCAGCUGCCAGCAGGGGGGGGCGUGCCGGCCCCAGAACCGCCCCGGGGCCGACUCCUACCUGGCCUUCGUGCUGCGGGGGCCCGCCCAGACCCUGGUCCUGGGGCCCCUGGUGCGGGGGGAGCCGUACGGGAGCCGCUGGGGGUCCCCAUCGUCGUCGUCGUCUGAGGCGCCCGGGGACCUGGAGGCCCUCAGGGACCUAGCGGUGUUGGAGGGGGAGGAGGGGCCCCCGACCAGGGGAGGGGGAGUGGGCGGGGACUUGGAGCCGGGGGGGUUCUCCCAUUGGCCGGCGGCGGAGAUUGAGGACAGAGGGGAGGGGCCGGUGACUGUCAACGGCUCGGCGGGAGGGCCCCCGUCUCCCGGGGCCCUCGGGGGCCAACUCGGAGAGCAGAGUCCCACUUUCCAUCCAGCGGAGAGCAGAGAACCCAGCCCUCCCACUGCACCAGUCAUUCCAUCGCCUUGGAAACCAACCACUUACCCCACCCAAAAGAGCCAUAUAAGGACAUCGCUUCCCACUGAGGCCACGCCCCAGCUCUCUGUUACCACGGCUACACCGACAACAACAGUGUCCACGGGAGACCCUGUAGAGUGCGCUAAGCCCGUUGUUACGGAUCAAGUUCACGCUCCAAUCAGCCCAGUACCCCCAGCUGCUGAGAGACUGAGACCCCAUGCUGUGGUGGACCCCCCCAGCCAGGUUCUGUCUCCCCCGGUCCAGGAGGUGGUCCUCAACGCCAGCCAGAGCCGAGGGGACGCCCUGCUCAGGUGUGGGUGGGAGCAGACCACUGGACCCUCUGUGGACAUGGGGCGGUCAGCCGACACCUGGACUCUUCACCUGGCCCACCUGGAGCCCGGGAACUACACCUUCAGAGGAACGGUGACGGACUCGGCGGGAUCCUCUGACUCCACCACCGCUACCGUCCUGGUCCUUCCCGCCGACACCGGUCCACCCCCUGGGGUGACCCCCACCACAGCCCCGCCCUCGACCUCUGACCCCACCCUCACCCCACCUCCCAGACACGACGCUGACCCCACCGUGCCCUCUCCGACCCCCGUCCCUCCGCAGAUGAGAACCACCCCCACUGUGACGGUCCAGGUCCCGCUGUCCCCGACGGAGGAGCGGCGGUUGAACCUCGGCCCGACGGCGGUGGCGGGUCCGGACAGGAAGCUGGUUCUGCCCGUCAGCAGCGUCACUCUGGACGGCCGCAACAGCAGCGACGACCGCGCCGUGGUGCAGUACCACUGGGAGGCCACCAGCGCCCCCCCGGGUCUGAAGAUGGAGGGUGUUGACAGGGCGGUUGCUACGGCGACGGGCCUGCGGGUGGGGCGCUACACCUUCAGACUGACGGUGAGCGACCAGCAGGGGGCGACGGACAGCGCAGUGCUGACCGUCAGGGUGGAGGAAGCCAGGCUCCCCCCCCCCGUGGCCCACGCCAGCGGGAGCCACACCCUGACCCUCCCCAACAGCUCCCUGGUCCUGAGGGGCUCGGUGACGGACGGGGACCAGAGCCAGGUCACCUUCCUCUGGGCCCGGGACUCCCAGAGCCCUGCAGCGGGGGACGUGCUGUACGGCUCUCAGACCCAGCCGUCGCUACACCUGUCCAACCUGGUGGAGGGGACCUACCUGUUCCAGCUCCGCGUGACCGACGCCCAGGGGCGGGGCAGCACCGCCACGGCAACCGUGGAGGUCCGCCCAGACCCGGCGGCGCGGGAGGAGGUGGACCUGGAGGUGCUGGUGGGCGUGUCCCAGGUGAGCGCGGCCCAGAGGGACACGGUGGUCCGACAGCUGGCCGCUCUGCUGCACGUCCUCGACAACAGCAUCCAGCUACGCAUCCUCCCAGGACACUCCCCCCUCAGCGCGGUGCUGCGUCUCUCGGUACGCGGUCCGGAGGGCUCGUUCUCCGGCUCCAGGCUGGCCCAGGUCCUCAGGAACCAGCUGCUCAGGGAGAAGACCGACUACCUGCUGUUCAGAGUCCUCCGAGUGGACACCGUCUACUGUUUGCUGCGGUGUUCUGGGCGGGGCCAGUGUGAUCCAAUCACCAAGGAGUGUGUCUGUGAUCCCUUCUGGACGGAGAACCUCAUUCGCCGUUUCCUUGGCGACAAAGAGAGGAACUGUGAGUGGAGGAUGCUGUACGUGGUCCUGUCCAGCCUCCUGGCUCUGGUCCUGGUCCUGACCCUCAGCUGGUCUCUGGUCUGCUGCUGUAGGAGGAGGAAGAGGAGCAAGCCCAGGAAGAAAACCAAGUACACCAUCCUGGACGACAUGGACGACCAGGAGAGGCUGGAGCUGAGACCCAAGCACGCAGGUCUAAAGCACCGCAGCACGGAGCACGCCUCCAGCCUGAUGAUGUCUGAGUCGGAGCUCGACAGCGAGCCGGACGCGCUCUUCAGCCGCGCCCCGGGGGGGCACGGCGCCCGCAACGGGAACGCCUUCGGGUAGCCCCCCGCCUAGAGGGGCCCCCCACCAAACCACCAGGACCACGACCCCCCCCCCCCGCCUAGAGG